Messenger RNA from Emiliania huxleyi CCMP1516, 534 nucleotides. RefSeq lists its product as hypothetical. Gene Ontology annotation, biological process: regulation of DNA-templated transcription. The record is from RefSeq and is a predicted model, not a curated record. Lineage: Eukaryota; Haptophyta; Isochrysidales; Noelaerhabdaceae. The annotation marks the transcript as partial. Gene Ontology annotation, molecular function: DNA-binding transcription factor activity; DNA binding. The transcript has 2 exons.
AUGUCGGUAGCAGGAACAUCGCUGUUGUGGGUUAACCAGCACACGGCGCAAGAGGCGGCGCCGCUCGAGCUGGCGUGCACUGGGUGCAAGGCUGCGCACCGGACGAUUCACACUUGCCGGCCCGCGCUAAACCCCGACGAGAUUGUGACGGCGAUCGUCUGCGACGGCUGCGACGGCGACUUCGAGCUGCCGCCGGGCGUGCCUGUUCCAGACGGCGAGUGGUAUUGCGCGGCGUGCUGUGUUGGCGAGCGGGAAGGGGCACCGAAACCGGUGCAGGCGGUGGCGGAGGGGCUUCAACUGCACUUGUCUAGCAGCAGCCGGACGGGCUACACGGGCGUGUCGAUCCAUCGCGCCUCUCGCCGCUUCCAUGCGUUUCGCAGAGAGGGUUGCAAGAGCGUCUACAUCGGCACCUACUGCACGGCAGUGGAGGCGGCGGUGGCCUACGCGAGGGCGGCCGAGCAGGCGGGGGCAGGAUUCGCCGAGCCGGCGGAGCUGCCGUCGUCGUCUGUGGAUUCGCCGAGGGCGGCCGAGCAG